AUGGCAGGCAAAGUUGCCUACGUACAAGACGCUGAAGACGACGCCGGCUCCGCUCUCGAGGGCGCUGAGAGGACGUACGCCCGUUCGGUUGCACCCAGCAGCCCCCAAAAGCACACGGCCAACGUUGCCAGACCCCGACCCAAGGAAAAGAAGAUGAGAAGAACAUCCAUCCAGGACCCAGGUCUGACCGACUCGGACGACACCGUCAACGACCCCACGACGGCCAAGUAUGAGCGCCAGAGACACGAAAGGGUCAACGAGAGGAGCGGGGAGGAGCGCCGUCGAAGGAAGAAGGACGAACAGAGGCCUGUCGACCGCCGCGAACAGGAGAGGCCCAAGAAGCCUGCCGUCCGGCCCCCGGUGAAGAGCGUCAAGACGGCCCCGGUCGUCCACACGCAACAGCCUGACGAGUACCGGAGGCCGCGCUUCGAAGACGACUCCUCGCAGUAUGGCAUCCAGCCGGCACAGGGACACCGCCCGAGAGGCAUGUCGAACCGACCCAACAGCUACUACGGACAAGGCACCCGGCCGCCCCCGGCGAAUGAGCGCUGGUAUGCUCAGAACGCCCCGUCGCCGUACGCCCCCUCUCCGAUGGCCCCAUCGCCGAUGCAGCCGCUGCCGCCGAUGCCCCAGCAGUCCCCCUUCACACCGGGCAUGCCCUAUGCUCAUCCGCAGGAAUGGGCCCAGCCUGGCGGCAUGCCGUACCCCGCGCCGCCGUCUUCGGCAAGCGACUACUUCCCACCGCCUCACCAUGCACCACCCCCUCAUCAUACAGGGCCUCCCCAGCCGGCACCCGGACAGACCCACCUCGCCCAGCGCUUCCAGAGACCCUCGUCCGCCAUGGGCCAUCGCUCCAUCUCGGACUCGUACGAACAUGACCCGUACGAGAAGGAGCAGAUGCCCAGGCGGCGGUCGGUCAAGAUCCGCCCGGCCGAGGGCGAUCCCCGGCAGCCCAGAGACGACCCCCGACAGCUCAUGCCGCCGCCGCCGCGCCCAAAGACAAGCCAGCCGACCCGGCAGGCUGUCAAGGGUCCACCCCGCCAGAAGCCGGCCCCCAAGAUGCCGCCCCCACGCCAGAUUGCACACACUAGCUACGACUCUGACGCCUUUGACGACGAAGAUUCUCUUUACCGGCAGGUCGUGCACUACGAAUACGACGACGGUGUCGUGGACCGCCCUCGCGCCCAUCGUCGGCGCUCCAGCGCAUACAGCCGUGAGGGCUACUCCAUUGAGCCUGCGGGCCGCACCCGCCGUCACUCGUACAUGGCCGCCGCCGACAGCUACCCGGAGCCAAAGGUCGGCAGCUACUCGGAGCACAAGAUGGCCGAGGCCCAGCACGCUGCCAUGGCGUACCAGAACGGCGUCAGCGGCGGCCCCACGGCGCCUCUGACCGCCGCUGCCCUCAAGGCCAAGCAGAGUAAGAGCAGCCGGUCCAGCGGCAGCAGCGAGAGCCGCGACGACAGCGAGUACCGACAGAGCGCCACGACGCGGACCACGCGGUCCUCGGCUAUCGAGAGCGAGGACGUCACCAUCAAGGUUACCGGCAGCGCCGUUCUCAAGAUUGGCGGUGCCGAGAUCCAGUGCCAGGAUGGCGGCGAGAUCAACAUCACCCAGCCGAGCCGCAACGGCGGCAGCGACCGGGCCAGCACCGUCUACUCGGACGACCGCCCGAGCCGCAGGGACUCACGCCCACUGCCCAUCCGUGCCCGCGCCGACUCGUGGAACCGCAGCCAGGUCAGCGACUACAGCUAUGCUCCGCAGGCCAGGCCGCCCUUCUUUUGA
This is a messenger RNA of Colletotrichum chrysophilum, 1782 nucleotides long. RefSeq lists its product as uncharacterized. Lineage: Eukaryota; Fungi; Ascomycota; Sordariomycetes; Glomerellales; Glomerellaceae. The transcript has a single exon. Bases 1 to 1782 code for a protein of 593 amino acids. The record is from RefSeq and is a predicted model, not a curated record.